This is a messenger RNA of Drosophila bipectinata, 1574 nucleotides long. It is a transcript of the gene bip1, whose product is annotated as bip1. Lineage: Eukaryota; Metazoa; Arthropoda; Insecta; Diptera; Drosophilidae. The record is from RefSeq and is a predicted model, not a curated record.
UUUUGUUAUUUUAGAAUGACUAGCUUACGGAUUUGCCAGGCCAUGUCCCUGAAUCCCAUAGCCUCUGGUCAGGAUUCUGUUCUGGUUUCCUCACCCAGGACUUGCCUUAUGGGCUGCCAGGAUGUGAAGCCCAAUGAGCUGCGCCGUUUUCCAGUCCACGAUCCAAAUCGCUGCAAGCAGUGGCUACAACACUUUGGAGUCAGCGAUAAUCUAGUGGAGAAGCUCGGCGGUCUGCCAAAGCUGCGCAUCUGCUUCAGGCACUUUAGCCAACGACAGGCGAUGGCCAAAACCCGCAUCAAGAUGACGCCGCUGCGCAAGUCGUCCAAGUCGGUAAUGUCUACCACUAACGGAGGAGGAGGAGAAGUCACGGGAGGGGUCAAUGGAGUGGCCAAAACGGUGGUGGAUGGAACCACUAUAGAACUUGUUAAGACUGCCUCCAGAGAUCAGGCCAAGAAGACCAUUACCUUAUCCUUGCCGCAACGCUCCCACUCCAUUAGCUCAUCAGCUUCCAGUGAUGUGCAGUCCAUCAGUUCCGACUACGAGGUCUCUCUGCCACUGUCCACCCUGGAGGAUUCUCAGAACGGAACAAACCGAUUGGAGAACGGACAGUCCAAAAAGCGUAAACUCUAUUUGAUAACCGAGAAGUCCGAUGAGUCCAACAACCAUGCCCCAGAGACCAAUGGCCAGACCAAGAAACGCAAGAUGUAUGUGGUUGUUGAACAGGAGAAGGAAUCGGAGGCCAAGAAACUAAUGAUUGUGGCCGACAAGUCGCAGGCGAAUCUAACAAAGCACCUGGAGAAACUCCUCCCGGAGAUACUGCAUCGCAUUCAGGACAAGGAACAAAAACCCAUAAAGCCCUCCACACCAGCUGCCAGCAAGCUGACACUAAAUCGUCCUCAUAUCACAUUGCCGCCGAAAAAGAAUCCCACAAACUUUGUUAAGAUAGCGUCGAAUCCAAGUCCUACACCCACAGCGCCCGUUCAGAUGCCACUUCCCAUUGCGAAUGCAAAAAUUGAGAAAAUCGAAAAAGAGGAUGAGGUUCAAAUCAACCCGGAUGAGACUGAAACCAAUAUUAAUCUGUCGCCGGACUUUCGCUUUCUGAUGAAGAUCCUUCCUAAAUUGGAGCAACUUCCGGAACCGCACAAGCAAAACGUCAAACGCUCCAUUCAGAUCUUCAUCGAGAAAAGCUACAGUAUCUAUGGAAAAAAAGAUUAACUGAUUCAGUAUUUAAUAUCCAUUUAAUAUGGUAUAGUUCCCAUAAUAUUCCGAUGACACUGAGAGGAGAGAAGCAUACUUUUUUUGUAAAAGGCAUUUUUUUCAUUUCGUUUUUUAAGACUGAUGCAGAACCAAUUUAGUUUUUAAGCCGAAGCUGAAACAGUUUCCGACUUUUAGACAAGUAAGUUUGCCCCAGAAAUUGAUAUUACCCUGAAGGAUAGUGGGUAUGUUGAAAAAAAGGAGUUAAGCCAUAAAAACCACAGAAUCGUGGAAACAAUAAGAUUGAAAUCUUUUCUAUAUUGAAUAUAUGAAAGUUAUUUUAUAAGCCCAACUACAAAAAUAAAUGUGUUUUAUUUAAA